Tachysurus vachellii is the source of this 3095-nucleotide messenger RNA. RefSeq names its product serine threonine kinase 39 (gene stk39). NCBI's taxonomy places the organism in Eukaryota, Metazoa, Chordata, Actinopteri, Siluriformes, Bagridae. The record is from RefSeq and is a predicted model, not a curated record. Gene Ontology annotation, molecular function: ATP binding; protein serine/threonine kinase activity. Gene Ontology annotation, biological process: protein phosphorylation. The coding region runs from base 223 to 1824 and encodes 533 amino acids. The transcript is spliced from 19 exons.
UUAUGAACUGAAAUGUGAGUUAUGAACCGUUGUUACAGAAACCACUAAACACCCUGAGAACCGAAAAUCUUGCGCUAAUAACACCACCCUCACCAGGGCGACGUUUAUUUAAUGCCGUUCACUAUUCUGGUGCCCUAUUUAGUGCGGAUGUGGACGCGACCUCCUGUAGUGACGGUUAGCCGCUAGCAUAGCAUCUCUUGUAGCGCAGCCAUCCGCAGCAUCAUGGCGGAGCGAAGCCUCUCAUCUGCGGCUCCGGCUACCGGCCACAGUCCGCAAGCAGGAACCACAGCUAGUUGGCCGAUUGUCAAGGAUGCGUACGAGCUGCAGGAUGUUAUAGGCAGUGGAGCCACAGCUGUAGUCCAGGCUGCUCUCUGCCUUCCUCGACAAGAACGUGUAGCCAUCAAGAGGAUUAACCUGGAAAAAUGCCAGACCAGCAUGGAGGAACUACUGAAAGAAAUCCAAGCCAUGAGUCAGUGCAACCAUCCGAAUGUAGUGACAUAUUAUACCUCAUUUGUGGUGAAGGAUGAGCUUUGGCUGGUUAUGAAACUACUGAGUGGAGGAUCAGUAUUGGACAUUAUAAAGCACACAUGUAGCAAAGGAGAGCACAAAAAUGGCGUAUUGGAUGAAGCCACAAUAGCAACUAUUUUAAAAGAGGUUUUAGAGGGUCUUGAUUACCUGCACAAAAAUGGACAAAUUCACAGGGAUGUGAAAGCUGGGAACAUCCUGUUGGGAGAGGACGGCUCAGUGCAGAUAGCAGACUUCGGUGUGAGCGCGUUUCUGGCGACCGGAGGAGACGUAACCAGACAUAAAGUUAGGAAAACCUUUGUUGGAACUCCGUGUUGGAUGGCGCCAGAGGUGAUGGAACAGGUACGAGGUUAUGAUUUCAAAGCGGACAUUUGGAGUUUUGGGAUCACUGCCAUAGAGUUGGCCACAGGAUCUGCACCUUAUCACCGAUACCCUCCUAUGAAGGUCUUAAUGCUGACACUGCAGAACGAUCCCCCUACUUUAGAGACAGAAGUGGAGGAUAAAGAGAUGCUAAAGAAAUAUGGGAAAUCUUUUAGGAAACUAAUAACUCUGUGCCUUCAAAAGGACCCAACUAAGAGGCCAACUGCUUCAGAACUUUUGAAAUGUAAAUUUUUCCAAAAAUCCAAGAACCGGGAAUACUUGAUUGAAAAGCUGCUUUGUAAAGGACCAAAUAUAAGCCAAAGAGCUAAAAAGGUGCCAGUGGAGAGGCAAAUGGAUGCUGGCCUGACGGUGUGUUCAGAGAGAGCGCGUGAUGCUGGGAGAAGGGUGAGGCGAGUGCCAGGAUCGAGCGGUCGCUUGCACAAGAUGGAGGAUGGAGACUGGGAAUGGAGUGAUGAUGAGAUGGAUGAGAGGAGUGAAGAAGGGAAGGCGGCUGUCAAUCAAGGCAGGUCACGGAGGGUCAAAGAUGAAAACCAACAUGGGGAAGUGAAUGCCAACAAUGUCCCUAUAGAAGGUCUGUCCAUUCAGCAUCCCCAGAUUCAAACUCUGGAAAAAAACCCAGGCACUCAUGGUGCGGUGAACAUGGUCCUGAGGCUAAGGAACUCAAGGAAGGAGUUGAAUGACAUACGGUUUGAAUUCACUCCAGGCCGAGAUACUGCUGACGGUGUUUCUCAGGAACUGUUUUCUGCUGGUCUAGUCAAUGGACAUGAUGUUGUAGUCGUUGCUGCAAACCUUCAGAAAAUUGUAGAAGACCCAGUUACCUAUAAAGUGUUGACCUUUAAACUGGCAUCUGGCUGUGACAGUACAGAGAUCCCUGACGAGGUGAAGCUAAUUGGCUUUGCCCAGCUCAGUGUUACCUGAUGGCGUACCUUCUGAGGGAAGAGGAAGAGGAUGGGAGGAAGAAGAGGGUUUUGAUCGGAGAGACUGAAUGCUGAAGAAAGUGAAGACUGGGGUUUAGAUGCCAUCUCCAGCUUACUCCCAACUCAAGCUCCUCUCUCAGCUCUAUCCUCAUUUUAAUUACCUUCUAACUGUCAAUAACUAAGCACUCUGUCAACUAAACACACACACACACACCGUCAGCAGCCUUUGCCUACAUUCUGCUCAUGCAGUGUCUUUCCUCAACAUUCCACCUCCCUUUUCCCCUCAGCCCUGCUAACUUGAUGCUCUCAGGUGGCUACAGCCAGCAAUCACAAACAAAAAAUAAUUAGCGUUUAUCUCAUAAUAAUUGUGUUACAUUUGCACUCAGCAAAAUUAUUAUUAUUAUAUUAUUUAUUUAUUUUUUUUUAUCGGGAAAAGAUAUUCUUUUCCUUUCCUUGUUUUGAAAGAUGAACUUUUUUGAUGCGCACAUGAACACUGCAAACCUUGAUGUUAGGUCGGUUAAAUUAAGUCCUCCUUUCUUCCAAAUGUAAGUUAUUUCUGAAAAAAAAAAGCACAUUAUUAUUCAUGAUUCUAUAAUUAAUACUGUUUUAAAAGUGAACUUUACCGUACUGUAUGUACAAAAUAUUUAAUCCACUAUAAAUGAAUGAAACCGUUUCCCCCACAGGAAGUAGGAGGCGAGAACCGAAUGCUGCCAUGUGCAUAUGUACUUGCUUAUUUUUCAGGACAGUGUUGACGCUUGACUGCUAGAGGUGCCUUGUUCAUUAAUCCGUGCCUAAGAACACAGGUAACACGCCGAAGCUGUUUAAAGCAUAGACUGCUUUAUGUUGAUCAACCGAGCAGAAUUGCUUUGCAGCUGAUAGCUCCAUUUAAAAGUAUUUUCACUGGCAAACUGCUUAUAUUGAAAACAUGACAGCUUUAAAGCACUUUUAUUUUGGAUUGUGCAAUGUACACAUGCUUGCUCCCGGAAAACCUCCUGAUUUCACCUCAAAAGCUUUGUUUUACAACAGGAAGCUCAUUGUAACUGUAAUGCACCUGAACUGUGAUAUGAUGGGGGGAAAAAGCCAGCUGCUUAGUAAAAAAAGUAGCUGUAAUAUCCCACUGCAUUAGCCAGCAUGCAUCUGUCUGAUUUUUAUAACAGAAGGAGGUUCAUAACCAAAUAAUGAUUACUGUCUGGGAGAUUAGUCAUGAUUCCAGAACCAAGUACAGUAAAUCCAGAUUACUCCAUUUUCAACUGUACUUGAAAACAUAUGCUU